AUGCCGCUGCUGGACCCGGCUGAUGAGGUGAGGCGCAGCCCCGGCCCGGAGCGGCUCCUGCCGCCCGCGGCCAUCCCGGUCCCGAUCCCCGCCGCAGUGCCGCCCCGCUCCUCCGGCCCCGAGACCCACACUCCGCCCGCCGGGGGAGAGACGGCACCGCUCGGACCCCCAGCCGACACCGACAGGAGCCGAACCAGAAGCCCCGCUCCCAACCCCGGUCCCGCCUCCCCGCAGGGCCGGGAGCGGCCCCGCUUCGGCCCAGGGGCGACGGGCCGGGCCGCGAGCGAUGGUCCCGCCUCUCCUGAGGCACUGCCCUUUCCCAGGGAGGAACUCACCCUGGGGGCACAACCCCCUGAGCUGGCCCUCUGUGAAGCACCACAGCCACUCGCCCUGGGGUCCCUGCAGGGCUGGGGGGCUGCGCAGGGCCAGGAGUCCCAAUUCCUGUCCUCUCCAGACACAGGCAUGGCCACGCGCCUCCUGGCCGGCUGCACCACGGGGGCUGUGGCCGUGGCCUGCGCCCAGCCCACCGACGUGGUCAAGGUGCGCUUCCAGGCCUGCGGGGCCCUGCCGGACAGCGCCCGCCGCUACAGCGGCACCGUGGACGCCUAUCGCACCAUCGCCAGGGAGGAGGGCAUCCGCGGGCUCUGGAGAGGGACGCUGCCCAACAUCGCCCGCAAUGCCAUCAUCAACUGCGGGGAGCUCGUCACCUACGACCUGCUCAAGGACGCGCUGCUGCGGGCACAGCUCAUGACAGACAACGUCCCGUGCCACUUCGUGGCCGCCUUCGGCGCCGGGUUCUGUGCCACGGUGGUGGCGUCCCCGGUGGACGUGGUGAAGACGCGGUACAUGAACGCCAGCCCCGGGCAGUACCGCAACGCCCUGAGCUGCCUGCUGGCCCUGCUCAUGCAGGACGGCCCCGCCGGCCUCUACAAGGGCUUCGUCCCGUCCUUCCUGCGGCUGGGCUCCUGGAACGUGGUGAUGUUUGUGUCCUACGAGCAGCUGCAGCGCGUCAUGGUGCUGGCACGGCCGGCCCUGGCCUGAGCCCUCGGCGCCCCUCGCCGGCCCAGCGAGCCUCAGCAUCAAUUAUAUUAAUUGCCGAAGCGCCGGGGAGCAGCGAAGCCACACGCUCAGGGAGGGACCGGGGAGACGCAAGGGGGAAGGAUGUGUUCGAGGAGAAACGUGGGAGAACAGAGAUUUUCAGAGAAGAAUUUUAAGGGACAAAGGAAAAAAUGUUUGUUGGCUUUCCAGCCGGGAAGAGCAGCGCUUCCCGAGGGCAGUGGUGUGGGCAGGCGGGACCAAGCUGAGGGCCAGGGAAUUCCCAUUGUUCCUUACUGGCGCUUCAAAUAAACCGCCCCUAUGGGGUCUGAUCACA
Molecule: messenger RNA, 1372 nt
Organism: Pyrgilauda ruficollis (rufous-necked snowfinch)
Lineage: Eukaryota; Metazoa; Chordata; Aves; Passeriformes; Passeridae
Product: mitochondrial uncoupling protein 3-like
Exons: 5
Coding region: 1-1041 (346 amino acids)
Biological process (GO): adaptive thermogenesis; mitochondrial transmembrane transport; mitochondrial transport
Cellular component (GO): mitochondrial membrane
Molecular function (GO): oxidative phosphorylation uncoupler activity
Source: RefSeq, a predicted model, not a curated record